UCAUUACAAAUUUCAAUCCUUCUAUUUGUUUGUUGGUUUGGUUUGUUGCAUGUUUGUUGGCUUAAUUCGGAAAAUUAUUUUUUACAAUAGGUACAAUAAUUAAAUUCCAGUGAUAUUCAAAACAAAAAAUUAAUUAACAAGAUGACGACUAUUCGGCCUUUUACUUGUGAAGAUAUGUUAAAGUUUAAUAAUGUGAAUUUGGAUCCUUUGACUGAGACUUAUGGCCUAUCUUUUUACACUCAGUACUUAGCUCAUUGGCCUGAAUAUUUUCAAGUAGCAGAGUCACCCAGUGGAGAAAUUAUGGGCUAUAUUAUGGGUAAAGCUGAGGGGAUUGGUGAGAACUGGCAUGGUCACGUGACAGCGUUAACAGUCAGCCCUGACUAUAGAAGGCUAGGUCUAGCCGCGACAUUGAUGAAAAUACUGGAAGAUGUAUCAGAAAAGAAAAAAGCCUUUUUUGUAGACCUAUUUGUAAGAGUAAGUAACAAAGUUGCCAUUAAUAUGUACAAGAAUCUGGGCUACAUAGUCUACAGGAUAGUUCUGGAAUAUUAUUCUGGAGACCCGGAUGAAGAUGCUUACGACAUGAGAAAAGCCUGUUCAAGAGAUGUGAACAAAAAGUCAGUUAUACCAUUAGCACAUCCAGUAAGGCCGGAAGACGUGGACUGAUUUGAAAAUGUUUAAAAUGAUCAUCAAAAGUACUGAUGGAGUCACAUAAUAAAACAAGUUUUUUAAUAAUAAAUGUAUUACAAUUAA
Messenger RNA from Amyelois transitella, 750 nucleotides. RefSeq names its product N-alpha-acetyltransferase 20 (gene Naa20A). Gene Ontology annotation, cellular component: NatB complex. The transcript is spliced from 5 exons. The record is from RefSeq and is a predicted model, not a curated record. Gene Ontology annotation, biological process: N-terminal peptidyl-methionine acetylation. Lineage: Eukaryota; Metazoa; Arthropoda; Insecta; Lepidoptera; Pyralidae. The coding region runs from base 142 to 663 and encodes 173 amino acids. Gene Ontology annotation, molecular function: protein-N-terminal amino-acid acetyltransferase activity.